UUGUCUUGUUGGUGAUCCUAUUUUUUGGCUGCAUGACAUUGUGGUUUUCUGAUUGAGACGAUUUGAAUUUGACCUCAGAUGAGAAAGAAUGAAGAGUGUUUUGAGGGAGCAGGUUAGAAUUGGGAUUAUAUCAAACAAACAAAAAAACAGUAUGUAUACUGACAUCAAACCUCACUGUAAUCAGAUUUGGGGAUUUGGUUCCCCAUGGAAUUGAAAACGAAUCCCGCUUUAACCCCUCCUCCUUUACCCGUCCUCCCCCCCUUUUUUCCAUCUGCCCUUCCUCCUGUCCUCGUCUUUCAGGCGGGCUGGAGACUGCCCCUAAGUGUGGGGGUGAUGGUGCUAUUCAGGGUCAGAUAGCACUGUGGACAUGGUAAUGUUCUGUUAGCGCUAAACCCCCAAUGAAAAUUGCAGGAGGUUCAGCUUUUCUACUCAGCUUUGCCUAAAGUAUGUGCGAGAUGUAACUUCAGGUGCACUUCUCAAAGUGUUUAUGCUACCUAAAAACAAGAAACACUGGCUUGAUUGCAGCACGAGACACAAGACAUCAGAUUUUCCCCUCAUGCUGAAGCAGUGCUGUCCAGAGCAGGAGUCACUCACUAACAGCCUGGGAGGGAGUUUCCACGUGUGCGCGUGUGGUUUUGUAUAACCAUAAAACAGUUGAACUGAAACAGAAGGACAGAAUGGUGACUAUGCAGACAACAAGGCCAGAACAGGCCUAACUGCCUUGAUCCGGGAUGGGAAACUCUGAGAGCCAGUAUAGCAUCCAGGGUUCUAGAAGCAAUAGUUUUAUCAUUCCUGGUAGACAGAAACCCUAUUCUUUCAAGGGCCACUCUGACAAAGAAGACAUUUUAUCACCUCUAGGCUUUUGGAAUGCUGGUUCAGGAUUCUCUGGAUUGAAGCCCACAAACAUAGCUCGUAGCUCCUCCCCAUCAAAGAGCAACCGCACCUUUAUGUCCCGCCAAUAUGACUACAUCACCCAAAAACUAAAGAGUGGUGCCAAUAGUCAGUGGAAUGGGGUUUCUGAGGACUUGUUGCCUGGUGGCUGCUUGACAUUGCCUUCUGAAAAUGGCUGCUUGUAUGGUAGUCACAAGGAGAAGAGGAAACUUAAUUAUGCUAUUAACACAAUGAAGACACUAGAGAAAAGUCCCAGGCUUGCGGAAAUUGAGGAUCAGAGCAGCCCCAGGGUCGUUAUAAAGAAAGAUGGUAGUGUACGAGUAGAGUUCAACAACAGUUCCAAUGGCGCCCUUAUUUUGGAUGAUUGCACUGGACCAGUUCAGCUCCUUAAGUUUUCUCCCACCUUAGAGUCCAAUUCUUGCUUAUCUGGUGUAACACCAUCAUUGGAAGCCCAUUUUGGAGCUCCACGGGCAGUUGCCAGCUUCAAGAGCAGUAAAGGUAGCUCUCUGAGCUCAGAUGGCUCCUUGUACGACUUGCCCUGGGGGACCAGUGUCGAGGUUAACGAUUCAGACAAUGGAUCCCCUAACAGCCGAAGACAAAGUAUUUCAACAAAAGUGGGUUUUCUUGCUGAUCAGUUGCCUGCCAUUGCUACAGCUGACCUCUACAGGGAUCCCAGAAUUGCUGCCACCUUCCCCACGGUUAAGGAUUUGCAGUUUUCAAAUGACAGCCAUUUAAAGCAUAGGUCCUCCUUUGUGUCCGUGAUGGAGGAACUCGGGUCAGAGGGGGGCCCAGAGGAAAAGCAAUAUUCUUCCUUCACCUUACCUAGCCGGAAACCAAAGCCUUUUCUAGAUAAUAAUGGAAAGAAAGUGUCCAUCAGGAACAGAUUUAGGCGUAUUAGUGACUGGACUGGAAGUUUGACCAGGAAAAAAAGGAAGUUUAAGGAGCCAAGAUAUAAUGAGCCCAUCGAUUGCUUUGAUAGUGGUGUGGAUGGCCUCACUGCCGACACCAGUUCUCCUUCUCAGGUCUCCAGCUUUCUGACGGUUCCAAACGGCAUGCCUCAAGCCCGCUCUCACUCUCUGUCACUGUAUACCCGCAGCGGCUCUGCCGGUGCCCUUCAUUUGGGUACGGAUGUUUUACGGCAGAACAUCUACAAGAACUUCAUGAGGGAGCUGAAGACUGGGCGGCCUCCAGCAGAAGGUGGACGAGAAGAUUGGCGCGAGAGCUCCUCAGAAGAAACCGAGAGCAGUAGUCAAGAAGUAUUUGGGUGUCUAGAGCAGCUGGACUUGCUGUUUGAGAAAGAAAAGGGUGUAGUUAGGCGGGCCGGAUGGCUCUCCUUCAAGCCAUUGCUUGCUGUACACAAGGACCGCAAAUUAGAGUUGGUGGGCCGUCGAAAAUGGAAACGAUUCUGGGUCACUCUAAAGGGCUGCACAAUGCUGUUCUAUGAGACCUAUGGAAAAGCCUCUUCAGAACCAGAGUCUCCAUGCUAUGCUUUGUUAGCAGAGGAUGGUGUAGUCCAGGCAGUUCCUGAGCAUCCCAAGAAAGAGAACGUGUUCUGCCUCAGUAACACCUAUGGUGAUGUCUACCUUUUUCAGGCCUCCAACCAGACUGACUUAGAGAACUGGGUAACUGCCAUUCAUUCGGCUAGCGCAUCUUUAUUUGCAAAACGCUACGGGAAAGAGGACACACUGCGUUUGUUACGUGGACAGAUUCAUGGUCUUCUCCAGAAGAUCGACAUGGACAGCAAGAUGAGGAAAAUGGCAGAGCUGCAGUUGUCCAUCGUUGGUGACCCCAAAAAUAGAAAGGCUAUUGAAAACCAGAUCCAACAGUGGGAACAGAAUCUUGAGCGCUUCAACAUGGACCUUUUCCGCAUGCGCUGCUACCUGGCCAGUCUGCAAGGUGGCGAGUUACCCAACCCCAAGAGCCUGCUAGCCACGGCCAGCCGCCCGACCAAAGCUGCACUAGCCCGUCUGGGAAUCUUCUCCGUGUCCUCCUUCCAUGCACUGAUCUGCUCCAGAGAUGAAGCCACAAUGCGAAAGCGUUCUCUGUCUCUGUCCCACCGAGGUCGCAGUAAGAAAGGGCUCUUUUCCUCCCUCAAGGGCCUGGAUACUCUUACCAAGCGAGGUCAUGAAAAAAAGCCUUCAGUCUCACAGGACGGUGAAGGGCAUCUAAAUACUAUUCCUCCUUGUAGUUUUGAGAGUUUAGGUAGUAUGGCUAAUGUUUACUCAAUCCUGCCACCUGAAGGCAGCCAAUGGGAUUGCAGCCAAGAAAACACAACGUGCAUCUAUAUGCCGAAUUACCAGACUGUCACUGUCCUUCUGAAACCUCAUCACACCGUCACUGAUGUCCUGGCUGAGACCUGCAGGCUCAUGGGCCUGGACCCUAGCCUACACUUCUUAAGGCUGAGAAGAUGUGUAGGAGACAGGAUGGAGGUAUCAACCCCAUCAGCUGAUGAGCUCCUGCAGGACUUGUCAUAUGACGAUUUGGAGGUCAGCCAGCUGAAUGUCUACACUCUGCACAUGUCUAGACCUAGUCUAACUGGAGACUUUGGCUUUGCUGUUACAGGCUAUGUAGACAACCUGAAAAACAGCCGUAUCGCUGUCACAGAAGUUCUCCCUGAGGGGCUUGCUUUCAGCAAAGGUCUGAGGCCCGGUGAUGAGAUCAUGGUUAUAAAUGGUUGUGAAGUGUCUUCUCUGGACCUGGCUCUGAUACAGACUUUAUUCAAUGAUCAGAGUCUGCAACUGACUGUGAAACGUCAUCCACCCUCCAUUCAGCACAAUAGAGAUACUACUGCAAACACACAGUCUCUGCACAGGGUUAACCUCCAAAACCACCAAAGAGCCAAGUCCUCAACAGAUGUGUCCUGUGUGGCAGAAAACUUAGGCCUUGCUGUAGAUGAUGGUUUUCAGAAUCCAUACCACAAACAUCGAACAGUUCAGCACAGCAAGAGUGUGGAUACAGUGUGUUCGCUGUACCACUCCUUCCAGGAAGGCUCUGGAGGUCUGAUGGAGGGCCAGGAGCAAACGGGGCCAGAGGCUCCCACGCUCAGGCCCUGUCCACGUCAUAUGUCUGCCACAGAAAGACUACGCAAGGUCAUCCAGGAAUUAGUGGACACGGAGAAAUCCUAUGUAAAGGACCUUAACUGCCUGUUUGAAAUUUACCUGAAGCCUUUGCAAAAGGAGACCUUUCUCACCCAAGACGAGAUGGAAAGUCUAUUUGGCAGCCUUCCAGAGAUGCUGGAGUUCCAGAAAGUUUUCCUGCAGACCCUGGAGGAGAAGAUUAGUUCUUUCCCCAACUUUAACAUGCUGGAGACCCCUGUACAAUUCAAGAAGCUGCUCUUCUCAUUGGGUGGUUCGUUUUUGUAUUACGCAGAGCACUUCAAACUUUACAGUGGCUUUUGUGCCAACCACAUUAAAGUGCAGAAGGUUCUGAAACGAGCUAAAACAGAUCGGUCGUUUAAGGAGUUCCUCGAUGCAAGGAAUCCAACCAAGCAACACUCAACCACACUAGAGUCCUACCUAAUCAAACCGGUGCAAAGAGUACUGAAAUACCCCCUGCUGCUCCGCGAGCUGGUGUCUCUAACGGACACGGACAGUGAGGAACACUACCACCUCACAGAGGCACUGAAAGAAAUGGAAAAAGUCGCAAGCCACAUAAAUGAAAUGCAGAAGAUCUAUGAAGACUAUGGUGCAGUAUUUGACCAGCUGGUAGCAGAGCAAAGUGGCACUAAGAAAGAGGUCACAGAGAUUUCUAUGGGACAGUUUCUCAUACAUUCCUCAGUGAUCUGGCUCAACCCGUUCCCAUCGCUGGGCCGUAUGAAAAAGGAUCCUGAGUUGAAUGUUUUUGUUUUUAAGAGAGCUGUGAUACUGUUGUACAGGGAGAACAACAAAGUGAGAAAGAAGAUGCCGACUUCAAAAUCAGCCCACGGAGAGCAGGAUCCAUUCAAGUUUCGCUGGCUCAUUCCCCUGUCAGCACUACAGAUUAGACUGGGCAAUACAGCGGACACAGACUGCAUCUGGGAGCUGAUCCACACCAAAUCACAGACAGAGGGCAGGCCCGAGACGGUGUUCCAGUUGUGUAGCAGCACCCCAGAAUGCAAAGUGAAUACAAUCAAGGUGAUUCGCUCCAUCCUGCGGGAGAACUUGCGUCGAAACAUGCAAAGAGUUGAGCAACAGCCUGAGAGAACCUGUAAAAAGCGACUAACUCCCCUUCAGAAAACUCUGCCAACUUCUGCUAAGCUAGGUUCUUCUCGACCCUUUUUGCUCUCCAAGCAGCCUUCAAAUGACAGAUCCAACCCUAACAAUGAUCCUCUGAGGCUGUGUCUACCAGAUUCAGACUCAGCCAGUAUAAGCAGUGGAACCACCAGCAGUGCCAGCGCUCACCUGGAUCAGCAGUCUCUCCCGCAGCAGAGCGGCCUCAGAGAAUCCAACAUCAUCAGUGACGAGGACAAUGAGACCAACGACCAGCAGUGGCAAGACUGUCCCAGUGCAAUCGAGGCCCAGUUCUGCAGGCUUCGGCUGACUGAGGAAGCCUCCCAGGCACCUGCUCCACAUGUGCUUCCAGAGAGCGGAGAAGUGGACACUCCAGAAAGGCGAGCUCACUUCAACGCAGUAAAACGCAAGUCUGGCAGAGGCACGAGUAGCUUCAGACGCAGCCGCCCGGCCCUACUGAACAUGCGUCGACAUAGCCACUCUUUGGACAGCCAGACUGAGGCAAUGGCAAAUAGCGUGGACCUUAACUCACUACUGGAGAAGGAGUUCAGCGUGCAGAGCCUGACCUCUGUUGUCAAUGAGGAUUUCUUCUAUGACAACACCGCAGAGGCAAAACACGUGCCCACUUCAUAGUGUCUGUCACCUGGCCACCACAGAACAAAGCUUAGCAUGGUUUCAGAGCCUAUAUGCUUGACCUGGUGUUGAGCCACAUUAUCCCACACAGCCUUUCUAAAGUUAUUAGCCAAUUCAGGCGAGACAAUUCAUUUGCACCAUUUGUGGAACCACAGUUUGACAGACCUUCUUUCAAAAUGGUGUUGUGUUUCAUAAUUCUCCAUGAUCCACAACACUAAUUCACUGAACUAGCCAUAUUGCAACUGUUUUGCACCAGAGAACCAAAUUACCUGCCUUCACUCUUUUUACAUGGCAUCCUGAUGCAAGACUAAGAUCCGUCUCUCUCUCUCCCACACACACACACACAGCAGGAGCUAUCCUGCUACAAGAACCGAAUUCUGUCAGGUUUUUAAUUUUGCCUUGUGUUUUGGACACUACAUAUGCUUCUUGCUUUAAAUCUAAUCAUUGCUUCUAUUUUUGUCAUGGGUUUGCUUUGUAUAAAAUAUUUUAUUUAUUAGCAAGUUUCUUUUUAUAUUCCUUUUGGUUACACUUUACUUGAAGCGGUGUGCAUAAGACUGACAUGACACCUUCAUAAUCAUGAAAAUGAUGUUUUUAUGCAUGUUUAUGAUAACUGUCAUUAAGUUUCAUUCACUCAGUUAUGUCAUUUUUAAUGCAAAAGAUGACAUUGUUUGAGAUGUCUUGGUUAUGGGCUGGGGUAGGGUUAGGUCAAAUAAUGUCAUCUGUGCAUUAAAAAUGACAACUGAGCGAAUGACACUUAAUGACUGUUGUAAUAAACAUGCAUACAACCUCCUUCAUAUUCAUGACGUGUCGUGUCAUGCCAGUCUUAUGCACACCCCUUCAAGUAAAGUGUUACCUUUCUUUUUAACAGGAAUCCAGAAUGUUGGGUUAAGACUUUGGCAGGUGAUCUCAAUGGACAAACUACUCAUACUUUUGUAACAAAAACAUGGUCAGUUGUAAACAAUCAAUCAGGACUUUAAAUGUGCUAUGCUGGAAAUGUAACUGAAAUAAAGCCUGCAGUUGUCCUUUUUUAGAAUGUUUAAAUCUGUAAAUAGUAUUUUUUUUUUCAUGGAUUACUGUAACUUAAUGUUAAGAGUUUAAUACUGUUGACACUUCACAUCCAAAAACUGUAAUAAAAAGGUGUCUGAUUACAA
This is a messenger RNA of Cyprinus carpio (common carp), 6883 nucleotides long. It is a transcript of the gene tiam2a, whose product is annotated as TIAM Rac1 associated GEF 2a. Bases 732 to 5732 code for a protein of 1666 amino acids. Gene Ontology annotation, molecular function: guanyl-nucleotide exchange factor activity; protein binding. The transcript is spliced from 27 exons. Gene Ontology annotation, cellular component: synapse; membrane. Gene Ontology annotation, biological process: activation of GTPase activity; small GTPase-mediated signal transduction; positive regulation of axonogenesis. Lineage: Eukaryota; Metazoa; Chordata; Actinopteri; Cypriniformes; Cyprinidae. The record is from RefSeq and is a predicted model, not a curated record.